AUGACUAACUGCAAGUCCCAGAUCAAUUUUUGUGGUGGUUCCAACCAAAAUCGGUGCGUGGCGCGACAUCUCUGCAGGAUUGGGUUAGAAAGCGGAACACCCAUUACAGAUUGGCGUGUUCUACAAGGUGGCGACUCUGGGUGUGUUUCUAAUGAAAUCUGCUGUCCCAAAACGGAAAUGGUAAACAAUCGGAAGCCAACGAACACCCAAUCGAUUACACGCCAAUGUGGCCACAUAAACAGCCAAGGACCGAUCCUUACUAUAAAUAAUUUGAAGGACACUACCCAGGAGGGAGAACUUCCAUGGAUGAUUGCCCUCCUGGAUGCCUCAAAUUUCCAAUAUGUGGCUAGUGGAUCCCUUAUUUCCGCGAACGUAGUCCUCACUUCCUCUAGUGUCAUCGAAAUAUUUAAUGAGAAUGAGCUAAUUGUCCGUGCUGGAGAAUGGGAUUUUCAUUCCAAUCAGGAGCAGGGAAGACAUGAAGAUGUUGCCGUCAGGCAGAUCGUGCGGCACUCCAGUUUCUUCUAUGAAACAGGGGCUAACAAUAUUGCCCUUGUGUUUCUCGCAAGACCACUUGUUCUAACUGACCAUAUUAAUCUAAUAUGUCUGCCAUCGGCGAAUCGGAACUUUAUCUGGAACCGAUGCAUUGUCAGUGGCUGGGGUAAAAAGAACAUCAACGACCACAGUUAUGUGAAUAUUCUGAAGAAGAUCGAGGUGCCCGUAAUGGAUAGACUAACGUGCCAGGAGGAAAUUCAAAGUUUUUAUAAUUUACCCUUUUUUCUCGAUAAAAGUUUAAUGUGCGCAGGCGGCGAGAUAGGCAAGGACAGUUGCAAAGGCGACGGUGGAGCACCACUUGCCUGUCCGCUCCAAAGCGAUCCCAGUCGGUACGAACAGGUGGGCAUUGUCAAUUUUGGAGACGGUUGCGGAAAACCUAUCCCAGCUGUCUACACGGAUGUUUCAAAAAUGCGUCCCUGGAUCGACUUUCACAUGAAAUGGAUGAAGGAUGCGGAGCCUUUCGAUCCCGCUGUUUUCCCAAUGCCGCGCCACGACUCCACCCCUAACAUUAUCCUCAUCGAGCCCCUGCUGAGCUGCAAUGCUGGACGAGAUGAGGCGCCAUGGAAUAUGAGACUGUACGGAAGGACCCUCUCAUUCCCACUUUUGCCCGCUUGGCAGACUUUACAAGGUCUGUAA
Messenger RNA from Drosophila eugracilis, 1188 nucleotides. RefSeq names its product phenoloxidase-activating factor 2-like. The coding region runs from base 1 to 1188 and encodes 395 amino acids. Gene Ontology annotation, molecular function: serine-type endopeptidase activity. The record is from RefSeq and is a predicted model, not a curated record. Gene Ontology annotation, biological process: proteolysis. Lineage: Eukaryota; Metazoa; Arthropoda; Insecta; Diptera; Drosophilidae. The transcript is spliced from 4 exons.